UAGCAGUGUCUCAAUUCAAUCAGUGUUGACUCUGAUGUUGCUCAGCAACAUGUUGUAACUAGCACCAGUUCACGGCCAUCUCUGGGAGGAGUCCCUUUUUAUCCUACGCUGCACUUUUGUAUUUUCCAACAUAUUGAACGGGUAAAAAUAUAGUCUACAAUCUAUUGUUUUUCAGAGCUACCAUAUCAGAUAUACAUUCAUCCUUUACAUGUAAUAAAGACCUGCACAUUUUUAAGUUUGAUAAUAUACGAGUUUGAUCACUUAUAGAAAUGAUUAUUCAUCAGCUGGUUGUGAUUAUUACCGUGGCUUUUCAUACGGUAGAAUCGGCCAACAUUUUGACGAUUGUGCCAUUUCCUUCCUACAGUCAUGAAGCUCCUCUCCUCAAUAUAGCAGAGCAGCUGGCAAAUCGUGGACAUAAUCUAACUGUUAUAACCACACGGCUUCCAAAUAAACCAAUAAAAAACUACAGGACAGUGGACAUUUCAGAAGCUUACAAGCACUUCACCAAUCUCUACAAUAUAAUAGGUUUCUCGUUUCAAAAACAGUGGCAUCCUAUGCAGAUGAUAAAUUUCUUCCCUUAUGUGAUCUAUCAUUUGUGCGACUUUGAGCUUGGGCUGCCAAAUGUACAGGAAUUUAUCAGAACCGCCAAUCAGACAUCCUACGAUCUGGUAAUAAUUGAAGAUCUGAUGUUCGCCAGCUACUAUGGACUGGUGCACAAGUUAGGAUCUCCACCGGUGGUUGGAGUCACUACUUUUCCGCCCUGGACCCUGGUUAACCGGUACAUGGGCAUGCCCAGCAAUCCGUCCUACAUGCCCGAGCUUUUCAUCGGCUAUUCUGAUGAGAUGGGAUUCACUGAACGAUUCUUCAACACUCUUUUCCACUACUACACCGUGUAUCUAUCACGCCUUGCAAUCAGCCCGCUGCAGGAGAGGGUCCUCCGCAAGUAUUUUGGUGCGGACACACCAUCAGCUGAGGAAAUGGAAUUCAAUAAGAGUCUGGUGAUAAUGCCGGCUGACUUGAGCAUAUCUUAUGCUGCUCCUGUGCCUCCUAAUGUAAUCAAGAUUGGUCCUCUGCAUAUAGAGAAGGGGAAACCACUUCCUUCUACAAUUCAAAGGUGGAUGGAUGAAUCGGAAGACGGAGUGGUCUACUUUAGUUUAGGCAGUAACAUGAAAGGAACUUCUUUGAAAGAAGAAAAGCGUCAAGUUUUCCUGGAUGCGUUUGCCAAGUUUCCAAAGAUUCGUUUUCUGUGGAAGUUUGAAAUGGAAGACGUGACUACAAAUAAAGUUCCCAGCAACGUUCUAAUUCGGAAAUGGAUGCCACAGCAGGAUAUUUUUAAGCACCCUCAACUGCGGGCAUUCAUCUACCAAGGAGGCCUGCAGAGCACCGAGGAGGCCAUCUACCAUGGCAUUCCCAUGCUGGGUGUUCCACUAUUCAGUGACCAGCCGUUCACCACUCUCAAAAUAGUGAAGGAGGGUGUCGGUCUGCGCCUUAGGCUUGAUGACGUCACUCCUCACACUGUGUUCGAGGCGCUCAAUAGGCUGCUCACAGACAAAAGUUUCAAAGAGAACGCAUUGAGGUUGUCGAAUCUACAGAGGGAUGAAAUGGUGACGCCUAUGGAAUCAGCUAUCUGGUGGAUUGAAUAUGUGAUCAGACACAAGGGAGCACCACAUCUUCGUCCAAAGAGCCUCCACUUGAGUUGGUAUCAAUAUUAUCUGUUGGAUGUUCAUGCGCUCAUACUUUCAAUCCUAUUCGUUGCCAUUUUAUUGUUUUACAAAAUAUUCAAAAUAUGUUUGUCAGUAUGUUGCUCAAGUAAGAAAAAAAUCAAAACUACAUGAUAAAUAUUACAAUAAACUCAUCAAACAGCAUUUUUAA
Nilaparvata lugens (brown planthopper) is the source of this 1872-nucleotide messenger RNA. RefSeq names its product UDP-glucosyltransferase 2. Lineage: Eukaryota; Metazoa; Arthropoda; Insecta; Hemiptera; Delphacidae. The transcript is spliced from 7 exons. The record is from RefSeq and is a predicted model, not a curated record. Gene Ontology annotation, molecular function: UDP-glycosyltransferase activity. Bases 270 to 1835 code for a protein of 521 amino acids.